AACCGCAAACGGCUUCCUGGUGUCUCUGCUCUGGCGCACACUCGGAUAAAAAACCAACAAAACGCUCAGAUUCUUCUGUUCAUCUGCUCUCAGUGACUCUGAGAAUCGCUCUCGAGCUCUACUGCAAUGGACCUUCGCCUAGGGCUCCUUACCUCCAUUUUUCUCUUCCAGGGUUUUUUAAUUUCCGCUUUUGCCGAAACUGAGAAUUUGGCUGCUAGGCUUCUUUUGACUUCCAAUGCAACAAGACUCAGGGAAAGGCAUUCAAAUGCAUAUUGUGCUAUGUAUGACAUAUGUGGACAACGUAGUGAUCGGAAAGUAUUGAACUGUCCAUUUGGUUCCCCAGCCGUGAAGCCUGGUGAUUUGCUUUCCUCCAAGAUUCAAAGUUUGUGUCCAACAAUUACUGGGAAUGUUUGUUGUACAGAAUAUCAAUUUGACACUUUACGGACUCAAGUCCAGCAGGCAAUUCCUUUUCUUGUAGGUUGUCCAGCGUGCUUGAGAAACUUUUUGAAUUUAUUCUGUGAGCUUACUUGUUCCCCAAAUCAGAGUCUAUUUAUCAACGUGACUUCAGUUUCGAAGGUUGGUGAUAAUUUGACUGUGGAUGGGAUUGAUUAUUAUAUAACUGAUGCUUUUGGGGAAGGGUUGUAUGAAUCCUGCAAGGAAGUGAAGUUUGGUACCAUGAAUUCUCGUGCUAUACAAUAUAUUGGUGCUGGUGCUAAAAAUUUUAAAGAGUGGUUUGCAUUUAUUGGUAGAAAGGCACCUCUUGGUGUUCCUGGUUCACCGUAUGCAAUUACAUUCCGCCCAAAUGCUACUGCAUCAUCUGGCAUGAGACUUAUGAAUGUUUCAACCUAUUCAUGUGGUGAUAUUUCUCUUGGGUGUUCUUGUGGUGAUUGUCCCUCAUCUUCAGCAUGCUCCAACAUUGCUCCUCCUACCAUCCAAAAGAUGGAUUCGUGCUCCAUAAGAAUUGGAUCUUUAACAGUGAAGUGUGUUGACUUGAUUUUAGCAAUUUUAUACAUCAUACUGAUUUCUGUGUUCUUGGGUUGGGGAUUAUAUUAUCGGAUAAGAGAAAGGAAGCCAUUGCCUGCUGCAAAAUCUGUUUCUAAUGUUGUUAGUGGUGGUAUGCUGCAUUCUCUUGAUAUGGAGAAGGAGGAAAAUCUUCCAAUGCAGGUAAUGCUUGAAAAUGCUCAACAAAUCAGACAGAGUGUCCAACUCUCAGCUGUGCAAGGUUACAUGUCAAUUUUUUUCAGGAAAUAUGGAUCAUACGUUGCUAGAAAUCCAAUUAUGGUUUUGUGUUCAUCACUGGCUAUGGUUCUUCUACUUUGUCUAGGUCUAAUUCGGUUUAAGGUUGAGACACGGCCUGAAAAACUGUGGGUAGGACCUGGGAGUAAAGCUGCACAAGAGAAACAGUUUUUUGACAGCCAUCUUGCUCCAUUUUACAGAAUUGAACAGCUCAUUCUGGCAACGAUUCCUGAUCAAGAGAAUGGUACAUCAUCAAGCAUUGUCUCAGAGGACAACAUUAAGUUCCUUUUUGAAAUACAAAAAAGGGUUGAUGCUGUCCGUGCCAAUUAUUCUGGCAUGACAGUGUCCCUGCAAGACAUCUGCAUGAAGCCACUGGACCAGAAUUGUGCCACUCAAAGUGUCCUGCAGUACUUCAAAAUGGACCCUGGAAAUUUUGAGAAGUAUGGGGGAGUUGAACAUCUGUAUUACUGUUUUGAGCAUUAUUCCUCAGCAGACCAAUGUAUGAGUGCAUUUAAAGGUCCUCUUGAUCCAAGCACUGUUCUAGGAGGCUUCUCUGGGAACAAUUAUUCUGAGGCAUCUGCUUUUGUUAUAACUUAUCCGGUGAAUAAUGCUAUGAAUGAAGAGGGGAAUGAAACUACAAAGUCAGUGGCUUGGGAGAAGGCCUUUAUACAGUUGGUGAAGGAUGAGUUGCUGCCAAUGGUUCAAUCUAAAAAUCUGACACUUGCUUUUUCAUCUGAAAGCUCCAUUGAGGCAGAAUUAAAAAGAGAAAGCACUGCUGAUGCCAUAACCAUACUGAUAAGCUAUAUUGUGAUGUUUGCAUAUAUAUCUCUUACUUUGGGGGAUACACCACGUUCUUCUUCCUUCUUCAUUUCAUCUAAGGUAUUGCUUGGUCUUUCAGGAGUAACGGUUGUUAUGCUGUCUGUCCUUGGAUCAGUUGGAUUUUUCAGUGCUAUUGGUGUAAAAUCGACACUGAUCAUCAUGGAAGUUAUUCCAUUUCUUGUUCUCGCUGUUGGGGUGGAUAACAUGUGCAUACUAGUUCAUGCUGUGAAAAGGCAACAACUGGAGUUGCCUUUGGAAGGACAAAUAAGCAAUGCCCUUGUGGAAGUUGGACCAUCCAUAACAUUAGCUAGUCUAUCUGAGGUUUUAGCAUUUGCUGUUGGAACUUUUAUUCCCAUGCCUGCAUGCCGAGUAUUCUCUAUGUUUGCAGCAUUGGCUGUUCUUUUGGACUUCCUUCUACAAGUUACUGCCUUUGUUGCUCUGAUAGUUCUUGACUUUUUACGAUCAGAGGACAGGAGAGUUGAUUGUUUCCCAUGCAUUAAAGCUUCUUCAUUGCAUGGUGAUACUGAUAAAGGUAUUGAACAGAGAAAACCUGGCAUAUUGGCUCGAUAUAUGAAGGAGGUUCAUGCUCCCAUUCUGAGUAUUUGGGGAGUAAAAAUGGUAGUCAUUGCUAUUUUCUUGGCAUUCACAUUUGCUAGCAUUGCAUUAUGCAUUAGAAUUCAACCUGGUUUGGAGCAGAAGAUUGUUCUACCCCGAGAUUCUUAUCUUCAGGGAUAUUUCAAUAAUGUUUCAGAUUAUCUCAGAAUUGGACCACCGUUGUAUUUUGUUGUAAAGAACUACAAUUACAGCUCAGAAUCAAGGCAUACGAAUCAGUUGUGCUCCAUUAGUCAAUGUGAUUCAGGAUCUCUUUUGAAUGAGAUUGCAAGGGCGUCCCUAAUGCCAGAAUCAAGCUAUAUUGCCAAGCCAGCUGCUUCAUGGCUUGAUGAUUUUCUUGUGUGGAUAUCUCCAGAAGCAUUUGGAUGCUGCAGAAAGUUUACAAAUGGGAGUUAUUGCCCACCUGAUGAUCAGCCUCCUUGCUGUGCUCCUGAUGAAGGUUCUUGUCAGGCGGUUGGAGUAUGCAAAGAUUGCACUACGUGUUUCCAUCACUCAGAACUUCAUAAUGAUCGCCCUUCUACAGAACAAUUUAAGGAGAAACUGCCAUGGUUUCUUAAUGCUCUUCCAUCUGCUGACUGUGCAAAAGGGGGUCAUGGGGCUUACAGCAGCAGUGUUGACUUGAAAGACUAUGAUGGUGGCAUUAUCCAAGCGUCAUCAUUCCGUACAUAUCACACUCCACUCAGCAAACAGGUUGACUACGUUAAUUCCUUAAGAGCUGCUCGUGAGUUCAGUUCAAAAGUUUCUGAGGCUUUAAAGAUUGAGAUCUUCCCAUAUUCAGUGUUUUAUAUGUUUUUUGAGCAAUACCUUGAUAUAUGGAAGACCGCACUAAUCAACCUUGCUAUAGCUAUUGGAGCAGUAUUUGUUGUGUGCUUGGUUAUCACUUGCAGUUUAUGGUGUUCAGCAAUCAUUUUGUUGGUGUUGGCCAUGAUUGUUGUUGAUCUUAUGGGUGUGAUGGCACUUUUGGACAUCCAGUUGAAUGCUGUCUCAGUUGUCAACCUUGUCAUGUCAGUGGGCAUUGCUGUCGAGUUUUGUGUGCAUAUUGCUCACACCUUUGCUGUAACAAGUGGAGACAAAGAAAAACGUGCUAAGGAGGCUCUGGGUACAAUGGGAGCUUCAGUUUUCAGUGGGAUCACUCUGACAAAGCUGGUUGGAGUUAUUGUUCUUUGUUUCUCAAGGACUGAAGUUUUUGUGGUAUAUUACUUUCAAAUGUACCUGGCAUUAGUACUACUCGGUUUCUUGCACGGACUAAUUUUCUUGCCGGUGGUAUUGAGCAUCUUUGGCCCGCCAUCAAGAAGCGUGCAAAUUGAGCAGGGUGAAGAUCGGUCAUCAACCUCGUCAUAACUUGUGGACAUGAGGUUACAAGCGUCUGAUGCACAGGUCGCCCUCGCUAAUUGUAAUAUGCCAAACAGUAAGUGCCCGCAAUGUAUAGAGUGACUUGAGGGAAUAGUAAAACGGUAAGGUACAAGAAGAAGAAAGAAAGAAAGAAAGAAAAGAACACCAAAUUUUGUCCCCCUAGCAUUAGUACUUGAUAUUGUUGAUGAGAGGGAAUCAGAAUUCAUGGUUGUGGGGUAGCAAACAGAGUCAUCUAUAUUACUAUAUACUACAUAAUAUCUAACGAUGGCACCAGGAUUAUCUCGAACUUGAGUAGUGGCUUUAGCUUUUAUUUAACUCAGACGGGGAGGUUGACUCGGUGUUACUUA
Messenger RNA from Prosopis cineraria, 4367 nucleotides. RefSeq lists its product as uncharacterized. The record is from RefSeq and is a predicted model, not a curated record. Gene Ontology annotation, molecular function: lipid carrier activity. Bases 127 to 4008 code for a protein of 1293 amino acids. Gene Ontology annotation, cellular component: membrane. The transcript is spliced from 39 exons. Lineage: Eukaryota; Viridiplantae; Streptophyta; Magnoliopsida; Fabales; Fabaceae.